This is a messenger RNA of Coregonus clupeaformis (lake whitefish), 1829 nucleotides long. RefSeq lists its product as uncharacterized. NCBI's taxonomy places the organism in Eukaryota, Metazoa, Chordata, Actinopteri, Salmoniformes, Salmonidae. The coding region runs from base 267 to 1829 and encodes 520 amino acids. The record is from RefSeq and is a predicted model, not a curated record. The transcript is spliced from 10 exons.
GUCAGUGCUUGUAUGAACAUCAGUCUACUGAGGCCUGUCUCCUUCUCCUGGACAAACUGGACUAUCAUCUAGACCUGAGUGGAGAACAUCUUGAUCCUCACCAGUGCUGUGCAGUGUCUUAUGUGACCAGUCAGUCUGCAGAGAGAAAGGUUGGCUUGGACCUGAACGACUGCAUUGUGUCAGACCAAGGAGUAAGGCUGAUACUGGGCUCUCUGAAGAAUGUCAGACAUCUUGGGCCCUCCUCUGGUGAUUCAUCUGACCCCUCAAUGCUGUGUCAACUCUGGACAACUUUGCUGAGCAGUGUGGCAGAGAUGGACUUCACCAGCUUACUUGGUCUCUGUGGAAAUGAGUUGCACCUUCCAGUCCAGGGUGAAAGACGAAUGUUUGAGAGAGCAGAAGAAGUGAUGAAGCAGAGUCUAGAGAGGGUUCAUCUCUGUCUACACUGGGGUCAGAGUACUCUUCUCAGUGAAGCUCUCAGCAAAACCAUUUUAGACUGUUUAUCACAUAUCAACAAACUCAGGUUUACCCCACUAGAACAUCAGAGAGGAUCCCCUGAAAGACUGGAGACAGAAGAGAAAGCAGUCCUACUAGAUUUGUGUCUACAAGCAGCACUAGAUCACAGAGAAACCUUCCAGAGAGCUGUGAACACACUGCUGUCACUGUUCUCUGUGUAUCAAACUGAGAGAUAUGACAUCCUGCUGGAUCUGUACUCACAUGUGAAGGACUAUGAGACUCAAACAUGCAGGACUCUGAGUUUCCGUCCAUGGUGGCCUGAACACUCAAAGCGGAUCAAGUUCCUGGUGGAUCUCCUGUCUCAAGCAGCAGAGUGGGAGGAGCAGACAGGAGAGAAGACACUGAAGCUGGUAUCAUCAGUGUGGACUUACAGCACCUUUCCUUUUCUCAGUGUAGACAAUUCUAAACAGAGUGAUUUCCUGCUGGAUCUUUUCUAUCCAAGGAGGUCUGAUCACUCAAAGCAGAUCAAGUUCCUGGUGGAUCUCCUGUCUCAAGCAGCAGAGUGGGAGGAGCAGACAGGAGAGAAGACACUGAAGCUGGUAUCGUCAAUGUGGACUUACAGCACUUUCCCCUUCAGUGAUGAUGAAGAUGAUGAUGAUUAUGAGAAUAAGGAAUAUCAAUGUGAUUUCCUGCUGGAUCUUUUCCUUCAGUGUCUGCCCUACAUCUCACAGCUGAGCUGUGAUGAUGACAGGUUCUUCCAGAGGGUGUGUGAAUCCGUCCCUGUGAGGUCCAGAGAGGAGGACCAGCAGUUGGCCUCUCUCCUCCAGGCCUUGGGCUCCACCCUGUCACUGGGAGGAGAGUUACCCAGGAAAACCUGCAGGUCUGUGGGGAGAGUCCUGGGUCUCUGUGCCUCCAGAGUGGACCUCACUCUUACCCCCAGCAAGAUCUCUCUCCAAGGAGCCUUACUUAUUGUGAGACAUGAGUCAAAGCUACACAAGCUCAGGCUGAAUGUGGGCAUGGCAGUGAAACUGUCCAGACUGGUUAGGAGGACAGGGAGAGGUGCUACUCCACUGACUGUCCCAGAGCUCUCCCUGGUCCUAAAGAGCAACCAGCCACCAGAGAGAGUGUUAUCCAGGGCUCUGAGUAGUGUGGCAUCCCUGCUGAGACUCUGGAGGGUUCAGUGUCUGGACCUGACUGACUUCUGGAUCCAGGGUCACUCUCUCAUCACACUGCUGUGUCACCAGGGACCUCUCUCUCUCAGACUGAACUCAGACACUCUGCAGCAGCUGACUGUAGUUGUGUAUGAAGCUCAGGACAAGGACUUGACUCAGUGGUUCCUGGAGAAGGUUGGUGGAGACCUACCUCCUGCAGGCUAG